Messenger RNA from Coprinopsis cinerea okayama7#130, 3363 nucleotides. RefSeq lists its product as hypothetical. The record is from RefSeq and is a predicted model, not a curated record. The coding region runs from base 1 to 3363 and encodes 1120 amino acids. NCBI's taxonomy places the organism in Eukaryota, Fungi, Basidiomycota, Agaricomycetes, Agaricales, Psathyrellaceae. The transcript has 5 exons.
AUGUCGUACACGGCGCAGCCGACGCAGACAGCGACGGCGGUGCAGCAGAACCAGCCCAAGAGCGCCAGAGCAGCGUCCAAGGCACCGGUUGCCUAUGCCCCGCCCCCAGCUCAGCCCCAGCAGCAGCCCCAGCAUCGACAUCCAUCGCCUCCGUCGUCGAAUGCUAGUGGCAACCAGAAGAACAAACAGGCUGCAGCGAAUGCAAAGGGGAAGCAAACGAACAACAAGAUCUGGAGCACGAGCACCACCGAGGAGCGUGAGCGAAUCAAAGAGUUUUGGCUUGGACUCAGCGAGGAAGAGCGACGGAACCUUGUCAAGAUCGAAAAGGACACAGUCUUGCGCAAGAUGAAGGAGCAGCAAAAGCACAGUUGCAGUUGCGCCGUUUGUGGCAGAAAGCGAAACGCUAUUGAAGAAGAACUCGAGGUACUGUACGAUGCUUAUUACGAAGAGCUAGAACAGUACGCAAAUUACCAGCAGCGCUAUGUUAUGUCCGGCGGCACAAUCCCUCCUCCACCAGGCCCAGGGCCCUUUCCAGGCAGCGUCGAGCUCGACAAGAACGGCGCCGUCGUCUCCCCGUCCAUCAAGCAACGCUCAAGGAAUGCAAAGCAGCCAGUCCGCACCCCGCCCCAGCACAACCACCACCAUCAUCAACAGCCCAGGACAGCACCGCCUCCGACGACGAUGCUCAAUGGUCGCAAGCCAAAUCAUACCCACCCACAUCCUCACCCGAAGGAGGCAGACUAUGACGACGACGAUGUCGACGAGGACGAGUAUGACGACGACGAAUACGAAGAGGAGGAGGAAGAGGAGGAAGAUGAUGAGGACGACGAGGACGACGAUGAGGAAGACGAGCUCGAAGAUCAAAGGAAUGCCAAGAAAGGCCCUCGCCAAACACCUGCCGUCGCACGUCGUACUCAAUCUAAAGCCCAGCGCACCAAGGCCCGAGACGGUCUCUUCAACAUUGGCAACAGUCUGACCACCACCGGACCAGGUAAUAUUCUUACCGUUGCCGACGAUUUGUUGAAGAACGACGGCCAGAAGUUCCUUGAGAUGAUGGAACAGUUGGCGGAACGCCGAAUGCAGCGAGAAGAAGAAGCAGCGGCAGAUAUUGAGGACGAUAGCGAGGACGAGCAGAGUGAUCUCGAUGGAGACGAUGCCAGCGACGACGGAGCUGACGACGAUGACGACGACGCAGACGAUAUCAGCGACGAGGACGACGAGGACGAUGAUCCAGACGACGCAGACGAGCACCCGUUGACGGAAGAAGAGAAGAUGGAGGAAGGCAAGAGGAUGUUCUCCAUCUUCGCUGCUCGGAUGUUCGAACAACGUGUCCUGCAAGCUUACCGCGAAAAGGUCGCUCAAGAACGUCAACUCCAGCUGCUGCGUGAACUCGAGGACGAGGAUAAGCUCUCCAAGGAGCGGGAGGCGAAGAAGCAGACCCAGAACCAGAGGAAGAAGGACAAGCGAAAGCAGCAGAAGCAGGCAAAGGAGGAGGAAAGGGCUGCCCGAGCAGCCGAGAAGGCUGCGGAGGAGGCGGCACAGAAGGCGGCCCAGGCCAAAGCGGAAGAGGAAGCUCGGAAGCGCCGAGAGGAGGAGCGAGCCAAGCGGGAGGCUGCUCGUAAAGCCGCUGAAGAGGAGCGACUUCGCAAGGAGGAGGAGAAGCGUAGGCGCCAGCAGGAAGAGCGGGAGAGGGAACAGGAACGGGAGCGCAAGCGAAAGGAGAAGGAGGAGAAGGCUCGACGUGAACGGGAAGAGCGGGAACGCAAGGCCAGGGAGGAGAAGGAGGCUCGACUUGCCAAGGAACGUGAAGAACGCCUUGAGCGGGAGCGAUUGGAAAGAGAAAGGAAGGAGAAGGAAGAGAAGGAACGUCGUGAAAAGGAGGAACGUGAGCGCAAAGCUAGGGAGGAGAAGGAGGCCAAGGAGAAGGAGGCCAGGUUGGCUGCUCAGCGGGAGCGCGCUGCUCAAACCAACGGCAAGCAACGAGGGAAUGCUUCUGCGUCCUCAUCCAGCUCCAACCAAGGCAAGGGUCAAUCUGGUUCCAACAACCAGCGCUUGAACAACGCGGGGGGAAACAAUGUGAACGGUGCUCAGAAGAAGAUUCUGAACAAGCCUCCUCUUUCGCUUGCUCCCGGAAGUUCUGGCUCGGGUCCUCGCCAACAACAGCACUCUCAGAAUAACCAUCAACAUCCUCAGCAACAGCCGCUUCGACCUCAGCCUGGUCUCGGGCAUCCUGGUGGUCAUAUGCCUAUGAUGCCGCCUCAUUUGCCCCCUCAGCAGCAGAAUCCCCUGUUGUUCGCUCAGCAAGGACCGAACAUGAUGAUCCCUCCUGCAUUGUCGCCGCGUGUGGGCAACUUUGGAGCCAUCCCUGCACCCUAUCCCUUCAACAACCCCAACCUUCCUCAACAUCCUCCGACUGGACCCAUCGGCCCGUCAGGGCUGCCUCGAGGGUUUGGUGCAGGCACACCGUUCGGAAACAUGCCUCCUCUCGGUAUGGGCGUCAACCUUGGCAACGUUCCUCAACCUGGAUCAGCGCCUUCCCCCAUCGGACCUCCCAAGCCCAAGACUCCGAUCGCCCCUCCUUCGAACGUCGCCCCCGGCACGCCUAUGCUUGCUCCAGGCAUGGCCCGUCGUGGUUCCGCUUUGAUUAGCGACAGCAGCCCUGGUGGUAGCAUCAACCCGAGCACGACGCCCACUCCCAACCCAGGACCGAUCACACGACCUACGCCAAUUGCUCCUAUUGCUCGACCUACGACGGCCAGUGCGAGUUCCAUUGCUGGUGAAGGAGCAAGUACGAGCUCUGGAUCGCCUGUGCGCCGGUCGCCGAGUCCGAAGGUGCUGGGAUCGUCGGCGCUGGCAGCGGAUGAUGAUGAGGUGGUUGCGACGCCUGCUCGUCGUGCGCCUACUACUGCUCCUAUUGGUGCAGGUUUGGGCGGGAGCAGCGUUUGGGGCCCUCCUCCUUCGAGUCCUAGGACUGUUGCGCCUGUGGGGAGUGGUGUGUUGGGUGUUGGCGGGAGUGGACCGUGGGGUCUCCCUACUGCUUCUGUGCCCCCUCCUUCCUCCGCAUCAUCUGCGUUUGGAAGCCCUGUUCGACCUAUAGGAGCGGGCGUGGGUGUGGGUGUUAAUAAUCCCACCACGCCUAUUGGUGCGCCUCACCAGUCCCAUUUCUUGAACCAACUUCAUGGCCAUGGCCAUGGGACUGGACCGAUGUGGGGUACCCCGUCGGGUAACACUGCACCGGAAUGGCCUCAGCACGGAUUACCUCCGCCGAUUGGAAGCAAUCCUGGUUUCUUCCCUCCUGGUGUACAGUACUUGGCGGCUCAGCAUGGUGCGGCUGCGGGUUCUGGAAACCAGUCGUCGAGUUAA